AUGAUUACUACUACAUCAUUUUUAAAUCACUCUGGCAGUCGACCGCCACGCUAUCGCACUCCCUCCCCUCCGCGACGCGCCGUUGAGCCAAUUUCUCCCUGCACAACCGGCGAUACUCGAGCUUCGUGGGUCGACCGCGGCGCACCUAGAGUUGCGAACUUCGAUCGCAACCAGUUCACACAUAAUCACAGUCGAUAUGCUGCCGCGGAUAGCGUGUCUCAUCAGAGAUCCAGCCAUGGGAGGUCAAGUUCGACAAUCGACACCCUUGCGACGAUUGCCCUCGCGACGAGUCCUACUUUUGCACCUCUAUCCUACCGCCCUCCAUCGCGGAAUUCCACAUCGACCAUGUCACUUUUCCCUCCAGAGCCGGUAGACUUCGCAGAACGCCCGGCUAAACGCCCGCGGUCGGAAAAAGAUUCUUCUCCCUCCCUUCAGCAUCGUACGGGCGCAUUACCAGGUUUAAAACCGCCAUCGGCUUUCGACAGCAUGAAAACAGAUGCGGAGCUAUUGUUGAACUUUGCGAGGCCGUCCAAUUUCCAUCAUACCGCCCCUUCCUCGAAACGAGCGAGCAUAGACGAGUCAUAUCGUCAAUAUGGAAAUGAAGCAAAACGUCAUGUUAAGGAUGGUUUUGGGGCUUCGUAUAUGGACUUAGGCGAAGAUAAAUCGGCUUACAAUACCUCGGGACACAGUAAUUUUCCGCCGUCCAGGAUGAGAUCUCAAUCUGACGGUUCGGCUGCUAUUUCUCGGCCCGCCAUACAUAGUACGCGACCGAACACAAGUUCCUCCAGCCUUCAGCCAAUUAUAUGGCAGGAGGAAGGAGAUAGUGUAGAAAGCAAUUGGCCAUCUUCUACAAAUACAGUGACCAACAAUUUUCAAUAUGAUGCGCAGGGCCCCGGCACCAUUGAGCCUCAAAUAUCGCGAAGCUCUAAGGUGGAAGACGACACAGAGCCUGAGGAGUCUGGCCAGGCAAGUUGUGCUGCUUGUAAUCUCGUCCGAAUACCGAUGGACACUGGCGAACAAGGUGAUGUCACAUGGAUCAGCUGUGAUGGCUGCAAACGCUGGUUCCACAUUGUCUGCGCGGGCUUUAAAACUGACCGCGAAAUUCGGACGGUUGACAAGUUUAUUUGUCGUGGGUGUCGACCAGUUCACGGACAGACUACUUUUGUUCGCAAGUCCUCCCGUGCCCGUACUGCUAUCGAUUAUGCUGGUCUCAACCAGGGACUUGUUAAGACUGCUACGGAGACGAUGGAGCACCACUAUAUUGAACCUAUCCGAGAAGGCAAAAUUCGCUUUCUACCAGAGAGCUUUCCACGCAUGCGCCCAGAGCUAGUCACAGCUGAAUAUUUCGAGCGAGGGAAUGGCAUGACAGAGCCAAUCGUAAUACCAGCCCAUCUAAACACGCGGGGUCCCGUUUCGACCAGCAGCCCUGACUAUGAUGCACUCGUCCAAGAAGCUUCUACCCAGGAAAUGUUCGACGAGCUCUUGGAACAAACACAUGAAGAAUGUCAAGGUGUUGAGACUGUGAUUGACUGUGGCCAAGAUCAAUUAGACAUGGUCAUUCCCCAGGGUCUUACAGUCAGAGCGGUUGCAGAGCUAUAUGGGCCUGAAGAAAGGGUAGAGGUGAUAGACGUUAAAUCACAACAAGGCGAAGACAAAAGGUGGACGAUGCAGAGGUGGGCCGACUAUUAUGAAAAUGCGGGAUCUAAGAUCGUUCGAAACGUCAUCAGCCUGGAGGUGUCGCAGAGUAGAUUGGGCAAAUUGAUUCGUCGACCGAAGAUCGUGCGUGAUCUUGAUUUGCAAGAUUCGGUUUGGCCGGAAGAUUUAAAGGCAGUUGGGGAUUAUCCCAAAGUCCAGUUCUACUGUCUUAUGUCCGUUGCUGACUGCUAUACGGAUUUCCACAUCGAUUUCGGCGGCUCGUCAGUAUACUAUCACAUUCUGAAGGGCAAGAAGACAUUCUUCUUCAUACCGCCUAAGGAUAAACACUUAAAAAAAUACGAAGAGUGGUGUAAUUCACCUGCCCAAGACUCUACCUUCCUUGGGGACCAAACUAAGGAAUGUUACCGGGUUGAUCUUUCUGAAGGGGACACAAUGUUAAUUCCCUCCGGCUGGAUUCAUGCCGUAUGGACUCCUAAGGACAGCCUAGUUAUCGGAGGCAAUUUCCUGACAAGACUGAACUAUGGGAUGCAGAUCAAAAUUGCCAAGAUUGAAAAGGAUACAAAGGUUCCAAGGAAAUUCCGAUACCCGUUCUUUCAGAAAAUCCAAUGGUAUGCAGCUCUGAAGUAUCUUGAAGAGGACCCUAUUCCUCAAAGCGUAUUGGAUGCCUUCGCGCAGGACGAGAAUUAUCGUUUCCAUCGAGACUACCCCAUCUACUACGAAUUUGGAGAACGGACAAACACAACGCCUUUCGGAUCACCAUAUCAUAAUUCGCGCUUCUACUCGCAAGCAGAGUUAGAGGGGCUACCAGAUCUUGCAAAGUAUCUUCUUCGGACCGCUUUGAUUGCUGGCUCUUACCUUGUUGAAGGGGUGACGGCGGACAGUAGGAAUGCAAUCAAGCGAUCAAUCCCGAAAGGUGUUGGCGAUCCGAUUGACACUGUUAGAAAAUUCGGAAUCUGGGUCGCUUGGAAGCGUGGGAAUGAAAAGGCCGCUCAAUGGACACGACCUGGUGUCGUUGAACGCAAUGCCAAACUCAGUCUCACAGAAAAAAAAUCAGCUGGUCGACCUAGUCGCCGUUCAGAACGCAAUAUGGACAACCAGCGCAUGUACGCAGAGAGACAAGCUGUGCAAAGACCUCUAGAGCAAUCUCGUGAGACAUCCAAUGCGGUUUCUGGUAGUAGUGCUUCGGUACCACCGAGCAUCGUUGUUCCUACACCUCUCGUCUCUUCCAAUAGCGGGGUGAAAGAAGAAAAUGUUUCCAGGCCUCGAAACAUUCAUCGGGGGUCCGGACUAGGUCCGAAGCGGGUUGCCUGUGAUGCUUGUCGCAAGCGAAGGAUCCGAUGCCAUCAUAAGGAUGAACAAAGUGACCCAACGCCAACAAAACAAAUGUCGGUUGGUGUCUUUGCCGGAAGCCAAUCAUCCCUGGCACAUGAUGCCGCAUCCGCACUCAGCUCUUUGGCAGCAAUUGCAUCUGAAGCAGGCCUUCAAGAUGGAAAUGGUGGGUUGGACCGAUUUGAAACUGCUGGAAAGUACGGACCGACUGUCAUGGGUACACCGCAUACAGUGACCAACAAACUAAAUGACAUCAGCCCUGAUGGAAUCAACGCAGGGAAGAAAGGACGUAGCAAGGCUUGUGAUGAUUGUCGAAAGAGCAAGCGGCGAUGUAUCCACGAUGAGUAUGGGCGAAUCGAUCCUGUCAAAGCUCAAGAACGGUCGAAACCACGAGCUGCAGCUUCUGCCAAAAGACCCCGACUCAACGAGGAAAGCUUUAAUCCCACAACGAAGAGACCGAAGCAAGAAAGCACCUCUCCCCUGACAAAGUCGGCCCAUCUCAACCGAGAAGGUGGCACAAUAGAUGCGCAGGGAGCUCGACCCUCUACUCAAUUAUACAAGGCAGGCGACUUUGAGGCUAUUCCACAGCCGGAGAUAUCUCGUGCGGAUCAAGGCUUUUCGCAACAUCCAGGUAUGGUAGUUGCAGAAAAGGAAGCGCCUGUGGUGCGAAAUUCAUAUGCAUCACCGCCUACAUUUCAGACAGAUGAUGUCGUUGCUAAAGAGAUCAACUCAGCCUCUGUGCCUCAGCCGGCGGUUUCACUUGUGUCUCCGCCAACUUCCUUGGCAGAUGAGACUGAUGUCCUCCAAGACCAUGCCGAUGCCGAGGGAGAGCAUUCCGUAAUCCUUCAGACACCGACAUCUAAUGCUCGUCACUCUUCUCGUCAACCGCGUCAUGUAAAUCGAUAUAUGCCUGAGGUUCAUGUUGUCAAGCCGUCGAAGUCAUCUGCACACACACCAAAUGCACGUCGCCCAUCAUUUGGCGCUUCAAGCACUGGCACACAUAGGACUACUCCUGGUCCAUCGUCGGGUUCGAGGAAGUCGUUGUCACGUCCGUCAUCAUCACAUGCAAAGACGCCAACUGCCGAUAAGAAAAUUGACCGUCAUGCUACGUUGACCUCCCCUGGCCAGACUGGCAAGUAUAUGAAGCGUGAGCGAGCGACUGGUGCAAACGGUGAGCCAGAUGCUGAGAGCAUGCGCUUAAUCCGUGAGCUUCAAGAACAGGAAUUUGGCCUACGAAAGCGAUCCACGAGAGCGUAA
Aspergillus bombycis is the source of this 4242-nucleotide messenger RNA. RefSeq names its product [Histone H3]-lysine-36 demethylase (gene jhd1). Gene Ontology annotation, biological process: protein demethylation; regulation of transcription by RNA polymerase II. NCBI's taxonomy places the organism in Eukaryota, Fungi, Ascomycota, Eurotiomycetes, Eurotiales, Aspergillaceae. The coding region runs from base 1 to 4242 and encodes 1413 amino acids. The record is from RefSeq and is a predicted model, not a curated record. Gene Ontology annotation, molecular function: zinc ion binding; histone demethylase activity; DNA-binding transcription factor activity, RNA polymerase II-specific. The transcript has 2 exons.